Sturnus vulgaris (Common starling) is the source of this 16876-nucleotide messenger RNA. RefSeq names its product microtubule associated serine/threonine kinase 2 (gene MAST2). The record is from RefSeq and is a predicted model, not a curated record. Gene Ontology annotation, biological process: intracellular signal transduction; cytoskeleton organization; peptidyl-serine phosphorylation. NCBI's taxonomy places the organism in Eukaryota, Metazoa, Chordata, Aves, Passeriformes, Sturnidae. Gene Ontology annotation, cellular component: microtubule cytoskeleton. Gene Ontology annotation, molecular function: ATP binding; protein serine/threonine kinase activity; magnesium ion binding.
AAUUCAAGAUGGAUAUUUUCGUUUAUUAACACUUUUUCAUUUUCUUUAUGUCUGAGAUGGCUUAAAAGGUCAUUGGUGAGCUAGGUUAUGAAAGUAAUUUUUUUAAAAACUAAGCAAUUUUGCUAUAUAUUUUUAUUUCUAGCUCUAUUAUUUAGAUUUAUUUGUGCCAUUUUAAAUGCUGGAGUAGAAUGUAGUAAGAUAUAGCAUUGCAAACUGAUAGAUUUUGGUUUUAGUAUUUCAACAUGGAUGUAUCUCUGGAGACUGCAGAAAUCAUUAGGAGUUUCAUAUCUGUCCAUUCUGUACUUUAUUUCAAAGCUGAGAAUUCAGUUUGAGCCAAUUUAUCUUAAUUUAUUAAAUGUUGUUCUCUGUUUGAACAUUUAUGUCUCCACUUAUAUAUAGGUAGACACGCAUGUUAAAAGUUGUAUAUAAAUGUCUUCAUUCAAGACUUUCUACAUAAUAUAUGUAUUUUAGGAAACCCUGGUUUUGUAAUGAAUCAUCUUUGUGGGUUUCUCAGAAUUACAGCAGAACAGUUGAUAGAGUUGUAUCUGUCUGCAGUUAUUUAAAAAUCUGUGGUCCAGGCUUGUUCUCAUGUUGGAUCUGUUCGUAUGUUAUAUAUUUUUCUGAGGCUCACAACCUGGAGUAGCUUAUUUGUCUGACAGUUGAUGAUAUCUUAUCACAGUUUUCCCAGACUUUAAGAUUAAAAGCUAAACUUUUGCUGUGAAGAUUCAUAGUAUUCCAGAGGAAUGGCUAAAAUAGGGGCCAAUUUAUCUUAAAAAUGUAUGUCCAUAUAAGGAUGUAAUUCUGCCUUUGAAACUAGAUAAACUUUUUCUCCUUUUUGUGUGUGUGUGUGUCUACCAGCACCCCUGAUGUUUCCCAAGCAUGGUUUUGAUUUCUCAUGUCUCUUUUGUACCAUGCUUAUUUUGUAAAGUCUAUUCUUAUCCCAUGCUCUAACUUCAUUAAGAAUUUAUGCUUGAAAAUGUAAAAUUCAUCCUCUUCGUCUGUUCAUUACAUUAGCAUUCCCCUUGCUCCCAGAAUAACUCUUCUUAGCCAACAUCCUACAAAAUAAGCUUUUUGUCUCAGAAAAGCCAUGGUAAAUGCAAGAGCUUUACAAUAUCCUUAACAUUUCAGCUGAGCCUAAGUGUGUUAACCAGGGAAAGAGGAAAAAAGCUGUGCAGUGGAACAUCCUGCACCGGAGAUUUGGGUUGGAGCAGACAACCUGAAUUAUACUGAGAAGCAAAUCAGAUGCCAGAGCUUGUUUUAGAGUUCAGGCUUGAUUUGGUCUUCUGGGUAAUACACUGUGAAACAGGUGACAGCACUCCCUGCCUGCUGCUCACCACGUGUGCCCUGAGCCUGGCAGCACCACAGUGAUCCUUGGCACAGGCUGCUGCCCUGGGAUGUGUGCUGGGGGUUUGUGGUCCUGCAUGGAUGAAGGGAGCCCUUUUUGCUUUUGUGAGCUGGUAAUUGAGAGCUGAGUAACUCAAAGCCCUCUAAUUCACUCACUGAAAUACAGCUCAGUUCCCUCUCUUUGUUGUUUGCUUUGUUCAUUUUACCUUAAUUAUUUGCCUAUAGUCUUGGUUUAGUUUUAGCCAUCCACUGGUACUGCUUCUUCAGUCCUUACUGCCUAUGAAGUCUCUCAGCCACAUUUGCUGCUACUCUUAACCCUGAUUUGUCCUUUAGGCUCUGCAUUGUAGCUUCUCAGUAAAAUGGGGGGAAUAACACCCACUUUUUGAGAUCUGCUUUACUUUGUUGGAAUGGUUAUGGACCAUGUCUGCCAUGGACUGUGUGUUACAGCUCCUUGGGAUAUGGGGACAAACCCCAUAUUACAGGAAUUAGCAGUAGCCUCGUGGUGUUACUCAAGUACAGGGAGUCAGAGGUGGAAACACUGCAAGGAGCUGAAGUGCUGUACUUCUUCAUGGAGAGGCUGCUGCAGGCUGGAGUGGCAGGAGAAGAGAUUAAGCUAUUUUCCUGUUUGCAAAUCCAGUUGCACAGUGAAUUCAUUAAGACUGUAUUACAGGUUAAAAAGGAAGUUUUAAGUGCUUUGGGAUUAAUAAUACAUGACAAAGAUGAGGAAAUGCUGUGGUGGCAAGAGGAGGCUCAAUCUAUGUUUUUUGCUUUGGAUAAAUUUUGGCUGGUGAAGAGGAAGGAGAACCUUUGGAGGAGGAUGUUGGGGUUACAGCAGCACUCUGUGAAGCUGUGUUUGUUGUAAGUAGUACCGAAUGUCCUGAACUGCAUUUUGGAUAAAGCGUUAAAAGAUUUCUGUGUAAACAGGAAGUGACAUUUUCAGAUCUGAUUUUCAGUAUUGUUGUUUUUCAAAUAACAUUUCUCAAUUUUUAUGGCAUUUGAAUCACAUAUGGAGGUUACAUUUGAUUAAAUUGGACAACUGACAUUUGAAUCACACAUGAAGAAGGCUGGGCGAGGGAAAGAAUGCAAGAUCCAGUAACUUAUUUAAAGAGGAUAAUUGACCUUUUCAUGGCAUCUGAGCCCAAUUGUCAAGUCUGUGAGUUUGAAAUUAUGUUAAGCUUAUGUUGUAUCGGAGUAGCUGAACAUCUUACUAGUGUUACUUGGGAAAGAUAGUAUUGCAUGGAAUAUUAACAUACUAAUAAGUGAUAUUUUUGUAAAUAAAAAUGCAAAGAAUAUUUCUUAUUCAAUGCUCAUAGGAUUUGGGGAACAAUUAACCUGUUUCUUAACAUUGCUCACUUACCACUUAUUUAGUAGUACCUUCAUUUAAAAGAUUGUAAUGAUGGAGCUGUAGUUGGCGUCCUCUAUAUCUGAGUGAGUACAAUUUUGUGAGAGUUGUUUUAGAUUGAAAUCAGAGCAGUUGCUUGUGCUUAACUGUGCAGUGAUAUUGCAGUGCAUUAGAUAGCAUUUCAGGCUGUCCUCUAGGAUGGCAACCCCCAUUAGUUCAGUAACUGUGCCCAAUUAAAGUUACAUGAGGAGUUGGCAGCUUCCAUGCAGGUGCAGUGCCUGAUAGCUGCUUCAGUAAAUGUUGCUGAUCCUUUGAAUCAUUAACUAGUGCAGUCAUCAGGAUGUUCCCUGCAUAGGGAACGCACACCAGAGGGAAGUUUAGUUGUUCUUCACCCCCAAAACCCUUGGUCAUCUGCUGUUUGUUUAAUCUCAUACAGAUAUGUCUUUGGGAGCCCUUUUAUACAGGGGCUGCAAUUGAAAUCCAUGGGAACCAUGGUAGUAACAGAGAAUGGCUCUUUAGAUCUGGAGUGGUGCCUUGGUGAUUCCUGCCCCAAAAGGAAGAAAUCUAUGGUUUUAUAACUUAGCAAAUGAUAGAAAAGUGAACCUUGAAGAUACAUUAAACCUCUUAUUUUCUGUCAGACUGUUGCUUAGGAGUCUGGCAAUUGCAGGCGGCUCAAAGACAGUCUGUUCUUCACUUGCUUAGGUCACUGUUCAAAUAAUAAUGAUGCCCCAAAUAGCUCAACACACAUCUCCCAUGCUUUUUUUUUUUUUUAAAGGAACCUUCCUUUUUGUUUUCAAAGCAUAACAACUUUCUCCUUUCUCUCUAUUGCAAGAUCGAAGUUUUCUGCUGGAGUUUUUACACCUUACACACUUGGCUCUCUGUAUGGUGAUACUGAGCAGGUAUCGUCACCUGUGUUAACUUAUGCUUACUUAUAGUGGAAUAAUUUUCUGUGCUCCUUGGGCAUACAAUUUAAAGUUUAAAAUUAGUCAAUAUGCUCUUUAUAGAGAUAGAAUGUGUCUACUUGUGUUGUGACUUCUCCAAAGAUUUUGGCUUUACUAGCAAAAUGACUUUAAUUUCUCCAUAUUUCUAGUGAAUAAUUAAUGGAUUUCAGUCUAAUGACUAUUAAAAAAAGUUAUGUCUCCAAGUAUCAUGUUUUUAUGUGAAGCUUAAUACAAUGUAACCAUGCAAGUGACGGCAUAAUUAGCAGGAGAUAAGUUUUUCCCAGUAGUAUUUCAACUGGUUUCCAUUACAAGUUUUCCUUUACCACAGUGUAACUCGUGAAAUUCAUCUUCAUUUGAAAACUACUGCACUAUUACAUGGUUCGUCCUGGUUGAAGUGUUUAAAAAUAUAAUCAAUACUUUGUGAAAACUUUUCUUGAUACAUAGUCAACUUAAAAUGCAGUCAGUCACAGGAGUUUUGAUCUUUGAGAUAUUCUUUUUCAAAAUUACCUCAUUGAUCUGCUUGGUAUUGCUUCAAACUUUUCAGGGAGUUUGGCUUACUUUUAAAACGACAGAUUUUAUUUAAAAGAAGAUGAUCUUACACCAAGGAAAUUUAUUUAAUGAUAAAUGUAGCUGCUAUUAAAAAAUUCCAGAAAGCAAUGGGUUUCAUGUGGACUGUUUGCCUAAUUGCAUUCUCAUUUAAUGUCAGGCUUAAUUAAUGUCCUACUUUAGUAAUGGUAAAAAUGAGAAAUAGGGAAAGUCGUUGACACUGGCUAUUUAUAACUGUCCAGUGGAUGCAGUGUCAUUAGGAGGGCUCUGGAAACUGUACAUUUGGUUGACAGAGAAAUACUCCAUCAUCACAGGAGCUGCUGAAAUGUUCUGCAGGUGGUCUUUUCAGAGAACAAGUUGGGCAUAAAAAAGGGAAGGUGCAUUAGGAAGAUUGAUGGAGACUAAAUAUCCUGAAAGGCGAGUGGGAGAAUGUUACAAAGGAAGAGGUUUCUUUAGGCUUGGAAUAACUCAGGGUCUGGAAUUCACAAAGAGAUGUUAAUGUUAUUAUGAGUUAAACAAGAUAGAAAACUUGUAACCUAUUUGUAUGAAUGUGCUGUUGACAAGUUCUCUCAUAUACAGAUAUGGUAUAUUUUUGAAUUGGUGAGAAGUUUCUGGUCCAAAUUUUCCAAAAUGUUUUGCUGAUUGUGCAGAGAUAGUAAGGCAGUUCCUUUGAAGGAUUUCAUUUGUCAUUGUAGGUGUGAGAAAAUCCUUCCUAUAUUUGUUGCUGCUAAAGACAAUUCUGCAAAUGUUGACACUGUCAUAUUUUAAGACAUGACUUAUUUUAAAAGCUUUUUCAUGGUUUGUGUUCUUCUGUUUUUAUAGCAAAAACACUGCAUCUCCAAGUGUGGUGUCUUCACAGAUUUUUUGGGUACUGUGAACUUCUCAGGAAUCUCUGGGUACCAAAAUGAGUGCUUUGCAAGCAUUGAUUUGCAGGAUUAGAGUUUGUUACUUCCAUGUGGAACAGGCAUUUUGAAAAGCAGGAAUAUAAAGAGUUAAAAUAAAUUUCUGCUGUUUUUGAACUGGUGUUAUGUAAUUCUCAAAGUGCUUUUUGCAGUUCUUGGGUAAAAGCUUUGUAGAAUUGUGUUAAAUGGUAAUAUGGGUGGAUGGAUGUGUUUCUGAUGAUAGCAAACACCCCAUCCCCUUCCCUGCUUGGGGUGCCCUGUGUUCCCCAGGAGCAGAGAGGAUGGGCAGGGUUUAGCUGGAUUAACAUUGCUGUAGGGCUGUCAGUCACUGAUGCCCAUAGAGAAAUGUUCUCCUAAAAUGGCUUCUCCUUUUUGUGCCCUUCCUGCAAGAGAUGUGAAAGUGCUGCUGCUGAGCACAGUGAUAAUGAGUGAUAUGUCUUCAACUACUGAGCUUUUCAAUCAUUUUUGUAAAAAGCGUGACUAAUACAGAUUUAGGGGUGUUAGCUGAUUGUGAUCUUAUUUGCCAACUAUAAGCAGUCAGGAAUUUAUUUCUGCUGUGAUAGGUUUAUUUUGUUAGUUAACUGAACACUUUUUUUCCACCAUUAUUGCUUAUGAAUUUCAAUUCAUAUUUUAGCUGACAGAGUAAAAUUUUCAUACCAGUUUAAAUUGGAAUUGGAAGGUCAUAUAAUAUCCUGAAUAUAAUUCUAAAAGGCUAGCGCUCAGUUUCUACUUUAUUGGUAUAUGGUAUUAUGUGGGCACAAAAACUAAUGUGUUUAUUCUUUCUCAUCAGUGGCACAGUUUAGUUCAGUUGUACUCUAAAUUAACUUUGUGAAAUCAAACCAGUAUGUGAUGUAGAUUGACUUUGUAAAAACGUUUAAAAGUGGUAGAAAAGAUGGUUCUGUUGUGCAGAAAGUUUAAAAAUCCCAUUUGCCUGUUUUAAAUUUUAGAUGGAAGGGAAUACUUUGGUCAGUCAGAUACUGCAAUUCUUGAUAAAUGUAUGUAUUAAAAAGACGUAAUUAUUUAAUGGAAGAUUGUGAAGACCGUCUAAUUCUUCCAUGAGAUUCUGUGGAGAGCUAAAACAAGUCUAGUGGGAUUUCUUUCUCCCAGACAUUUCUGUGUAUUUUUUGGGGGGCUAUAUUGUGCUUGGAAGGCUGUGCCAGCUGUUGAUUGUCAUCUUUCUCAUGUCUGUGAUAAAAAGCCACUCAAGAAAGCUGAAAUAUGAGAACGUCAUUAGCUUUCCUACUGGCAGAAGUGCUUAAAGAAGCCGCAAUAGAAAGAAAAUAGAUUGCAUACUGAAAUUAAAAAAAAAAAAAAAGAAGGCGGCUCCAGUGAGGUUUUGUUUACACCCCAGAAAAAGCAAAUCAUGGCAAGAGGUUUCUACAGGCACGAAGGGUAAUAGUGAACGUGUGGCUGAUGUGCAAAGGGAGUGUGUGGGAAACCUCUGAUGUGCAUCACACGAGUCCUGCUUGUGUUUUAUUGUCAAAAUUCAGCUGAUUGAGUUGUUUUUGGGCACUAGGUGCUAUAUAGGAGUUUGUGUUUACUGUGACUGACGUGGAUCUGGUGUGGUUGACUUCAGGGGGAGAAUGGAUUUCUGCUUUUAUACUGAUCUUAGGAGGCAUUGGAAGCUUUUUUUUUUUUUUUUUAAAUUUAAAAAUUUGCUUGGGUUACUGAAGAUGAAAGAUGGGAUUCGUUUAAAGGUGAGAGAUUAAUUAGGAAAAAGAAGCAAAAUGCCCCUGAUGUGCCUUAUGUAGUUAGGAAAAGAAGAGCCACCAUGUCAGAAUAAAAACACAAACUAGGCAGUCAGUGGUGCUUUCUGUGCAGACACAGCUUAAACCCCCCUAUGUUAUUCACGACUGCAAACAGUGCCCAGUUAUGGUUUUGAAAACACUGAAAACAUUUUGUUUGUAAUUAGAUGAACACAGAGAGACGUAUAGAAAGCAUGUAUGCUGAGAAUUCAGCAAACUCCAGGUUUAAAGUGCAUAUAUUAGGAAGAGAAUAAAUAUCUCAUUUUGCACUGCCUCCUAAGGUGGAGGGAGGGAGGCAGGGAUGGAGCAGGGAGAAAACAGAGGCAGUGGAAACAGCAGCAAUAUGUACGCUUGCCUGCCUGUCUCACAUUAAUGGAACAGCUUGCAAGGUCUACAGGGAAUUUGCAUUGGCUCUGUCACUGGUAUUAUUUAGUUCCUUAUUUAUUGCUAGUGGCUUGAUUGUGCUGUAUUUUCCCAGCAAUGAAAGCUUUUAAAGAUCAUGUCUGACUCCUUUUGGACAGUGCUGUCCAAUUUCUCUCUGCCUGCUACCAGCAUGUUGAGACGAUCCAAAAGCUGUCGGACAAGCAACAGGAAGAGUUUGAUUGUAACAUCCAGCACAUCUCCAACUCUUCCACGGCCACAUUCCCCUCUCCAUGGACACGCAGGUAGCAGCCCCUUGGACAGUCCCAGGAACUUCUCUCCAAAUGCACCUGCUCAUUUUUCCUUUGUUCCUGCCCGAAGCCAUGGACACAGAGCAGACAGAACGGAUGGACGCCGCUGGUCCUUGGCCUCCCUUCCCUCGUCUGGAUAUGGAACAAACACUCCCAGUUCAACAGUUUCAUCAUCAUGCUCAUCUCAGGAGAAGCUGCACCAGCUGCCCUUUCAGCCCACGGCAGAUGAACUUCAUUUCCUGACAAAGCAUUUCAGUACUGAGAGCAUCACUGAUGAGGAAGGGCGCCAUUCUCCAGCCUUGAGGCCUCGAUCUCGCAGUCUCAGCCCUGGUCGCUCUCCAGUUUCCUUUGACAGUGAAAUAAUAAUGAUGAAUCAUGUGUACAAAGAAAGGUUUCCAAAGGCCACGGCACAGAUGGAAGAACGGCUGGCUGAGUUUAUUGCCUCGAAUGCUCCAGAGAACGUGCUGCAAUUAGCGGAUGGGGUCCUAAGUUUCAUUCAUCAUCAAGUUAUUGAACUGGCCAGAGAUUGCCUAGAUAAAUCACGUGAAGGUCUUAUUACUUCUCGGUACUUUUAUGAGCUGCAGGAAAACUUAGAGAAACUUCUUCAGGAUGCGCACGAGCGCUCCGAGAGCUCCGAGGUUGCCUUCGUCACGCAGCUCGUGAAGAAGCUGAUGAUCAUCAUCGCCCGCCCCGCUCGGCUGCUCGAGUGCCUGGAGUUUGAUCCUGAAGAGUUCUACCAUUUGUUGGAAGCUGCAGAAGGCCAUGCCAAGGAAGGGCAAGGAAUUAAAUGUGACAUUCCUCGUUACAUUAUCAGCCAACUGGGACUCACCAGGGAUCCCCUGGAGGAAAUGGCCCAGUUGAAUAGCUAUGACAGCCCAGACACUCCGGAGACAGAUGAUUCAGUCGAGAGCCGUGGGGCCUCUGUCCAGUCAAAGAAAACUCCGUCUGAAGAAGAGUUUGAAACUAUUAAACUGAUCAGUAAUGGUGCUUAUGGAGCGGUGUAUCUGGUGCGGCACAAGACCACCCGCCAGCGUUUUGCCAUGAAGAAGAUCAACAAACAGAACCUGAUCCUGAGGAACCAGAUCCAGCAGGCCUUUGUGGAGAGAGAUAUCCUGACUUUUGCUGAGAAUCCCUUCGUGGUCAGCAUGUUCUGCUCCUUUGAGACCAAGCGGCACCUGUGCAUGGUUAUGGAGUAUGUGGAAGGAGGUGAUUGUGCUACCCUUCUUAAGAACAUUGGUGCCCUACCUGUUGAUAUGGCGAGGAUGUAUUUUGCCGAGACUGUUCUGGCACUGGAGUACCUACACAAUUAUGGGAUUGUUCACCGUGACCUCAAACCUGAUAAUCUCCUGAUAACGUCAAUGGGUCAUAUUAAACUAACAGAUUUUGGGCUGUCCAAAAUUGGGUUAAUGAGUCUUACAACCAAUCUUUAUGAGGGUCACAUUGAGAAGGAUACCAGGGAAUUCCUGGACAAGCAGGUCUGUGGGACUCCAGAGUACAUUGCACCAGAAGUGAUCCUGCGCCAGGGCUAUGGGAAGCCUGUGGAUUGGUGGGCCAUGGGAGUUAUCCUCUAUGAGUUCCUGGUUGGCUGUGUUCCUUUCUUUGGGGACACACCUGAAGAGCUGUUUGGACAAGUGAUCAGUGAUGAAAUUGCCUGGCCAGAAGGAGAUGAUGCACUGCCACCAGAUGCCCAGGACCUCAUUUCUAAGCUUCUCCGCCAAAAUCCUCUGGAAAGAAUGGGAACAGGUAGUGCCUUUGAAGUGAAGCAGCAUCGGUUCUUUAAAGAUUUGGACUGGAAUGGAUUGCUCCGGCAGAAAGCUGAAUUCAUCCCACAGCUGGAAUCUGAGGAUGACACAAGCUAUUUUGACACCCGUUCAGAACGGUACCAGCACCUGGAUUCAGAAGAAGAGGAGGACACUAAUGAUGAUGAUCACGUGGAAAUUCGGCAGUUCUCCUCGUGCUCGCCCAGGUUCAGCAAGGUGUACAGCAGCAUGGAGAGACUUUCCAUCCACGAGGAGAGGAAGACUCCCCCACCAACCAAGCGGAGCCUGAGUGAGGAGAAGGAUGAUCGGCUGGACAGCCUGGGGGGCUUGAAGAGCCGGGACCGCAGCUGGGUCAUUGGGUCUCCGGAAAUCCUGCGCAAGCGCCUGUCCAUGUCCGAGUCCUCGCACACGGAGAGCGACUCCAGCCCUCCGCUGACGGUGCGGCGCCGCUGCUCGGGGCUCCUGGACAUGCCCCGCUUUGCCAUCUCUGCCGAGGAUGAGGGGGCCACCCUCAAACGUCCCCAGUCCGAGGGGAUGCUCCUGUCCACGGUGCAGGCUCGGGAGGGGCUGCCUGUGCCCAUUCCAGAACAGCCUGUGGAGCACGAGCUGCCGCAGGAAGGGGAUGCUGGAGCCACCACCCCGUCCACGGCCACCGGCAGUGCCCCAACGCUGGCAGCUGGGAGCACUGCAGAUUUCUCUGAUCCACGAGCUCGCAGUAAUAGCAAUGAAGGCCCAGACUUUACCACUCCAAAAGCCAUCAGCGAUUUGGCAGUGCGGCGGGCACGACACAGGUUGCUCUCUGGGGAAUCAGGGGAGAAACGCACCUCGAGACCUGUCAAUAAAGUGAUUAAAUCAGCAUCCGCUACUGCCUUGUCUCUCCUGAUUCCCUCAGAUCACCACACGUGUUCUCCAUUGGCCAGUCCAAUGUCACCUCAUUCUCUCUCCUCCAACCCAUCUUCGAGGGACUCCUCACCCAGCCGCGACUUUUCUCCUGCUAUCGCAAACCUGAAACCACCAAUCAUCAUCCAUCGGGCUGGAAAGAAAUACGGUUUCACUCUGCGCGCCAUUCGCGUCUAUAUGGGUGACAGUGAUAUCUACACUGUGCAUCACAUGGUCUGGCACGUGGAGGAAGGGGGUCCAGCAAACGAAGCAGGUCUGCGGGAAGGGGAUCUGAUCACCCACGUCAACGGGGAGCCGGUGCACGGGCUGGUGCACACCGAGGUGGUGGAGCUGAUUCUGAAGAGUGGAAAUAAAGUGUCCAUCUCCACCACACCAUUUGAGAACACGUCCAUCAAAGUUGGUCCAGCUCGAAAAGCCAGCUACAAAUCCAAGAUGGCUCGCAGGAACAAGAAGAGCAAAACAAAGGAUGGCCAGGAAAGUAAGAAGAAGAGUUCUCUGUUGAGGAAGAUCACCAAACAAGCAUCUCUGCUUCACACCAGCCGGAGUUUAUCAUCCCUGAACCGGUCUCUGUCGUCUGGAGAAAGUGUGCCUGGCUCUCCAACUCACAACCUGUCUCCUCGCUCACCAACCCAGAGCUACAGAUCCACUCCAGAGUCUGUACACUCAGUUGGCGGCAAUUCUUCCCAGAGCAGCUCUCCCAGUUCCAGCGUUCCCAAUUCUCCAGCCAGCUCUGGACACAUCCGACCCAGCUCUCUGCAUGGCCUGGCACCAAAGCUCCAGAGGCAGUACAGGUCUCCAAGGCGUAAAUCUGCAGGAAACAUCCCUCUGUCCCCCCUGGCUCACACUCCAUCACCAACCCCACAGUCCACGUCACCACAGCGCUCCCCAUCUCCUUUGCCAGGACACUCAGUUGGCAGCUCCAGUAUUAUCCAGUCUUUCCCAGUAAAACUACACUCCUCUCCACCACUGGUGAGACAAAUUUCUCGCCCCAAAAGUGCCGAGCCCCCUCGGUCUCCUUUGCUGAAGAGAGUGCAGUCGGCCGAGAAGCUGGCUGCCUCUCUGUCCUCUUCUGAGAAGAAGCUGGGUUCCUCAAGGAAGCAUAGCUUGGAUAUCUCUCACUCUGAGUUCAAGAAGGAGAUGCUACAGCGGGAUCCCAGCCUCCAGAGCUUACAGGAAUCUGCCAACGAAACGACAGGCGGCAAACUCGGGCUGGCAGAAAAAGGGAUGCUGCAGAAGCCGGGCUCACGGAAGCUGGGUGCCAUUCGGCAGGACAGGGUGGAGAGGAGGGAGUCUCUGCAAAAGCAGGAGGCCAUCAGGGAAGUUGAUUCUUCUGAAGAUGAAACAGAUGAUGGUUCAGAAGAUAGUCAGGAUGGGAGAAGGCUGGACAAGCCCCGUGGCAACGGAGACCAAGGCUCAGAUUCUUUUAAUGAGGAUAAUAAGUUUUCAUCUAAAUUGGAAAGUAAGGAUAGUAUUGAAGAUGAUGCCUUUCUACCUGAAGAUCCAAAAGGUACAGAAGAUUUGCAGAAGGGAAAUACUCAACAAGCAAAGCCUGUUUCAGAGCAGCUGCAAAUCAGUGUGCACACCUCCCCACCAGAGCUCCCCUCAAGAACUUCUCCAGAAAAAGUAGCUAAUUCAGAAAAGCCAUUCCUAAAAUCAGAAACAACUGCAAAGGAGCAUAAAUUGCCAGAAGACAAAACUUUGGAGUGUUUUGGUCCAAAAGACAGAUCUUCUGAAGCAAUCAAAGAUCUCGGGAGAACUCCAGGUACUCAAAAACCAGUGGAAUGCACAGAACAUGUGCAGAGCCCGUCAGUCAAACUCCUGGAACUUGAAGAAGGUGAUUCUUCCAGGGCUUCCUGUGGUAAACUUGACUUGAAAGAGCCUGUGCUAACAGAAAGUAGUCAAAAAAAAGAGGAUUCCAAACCUCUGCUGGCACUUUCCUCGUGGUGCACAGCGAACACGAGCACUCCUGUCGCGGUGAGCCCCCCAGACCGCGGUGAGAGUGGUCUCAAGGAGACGCCUCAGCCUGUGGAACAGCACAGCUCCUCAUUUCUGUCUCCUGUGAGCUCCAGUGAAACAUCCCAAAGAAGUCCUAGCCCUGACAAGCAGCAGCAGCCCAGCUCAUCCCAGGCAGAGGGUGCUUUAACCUCCAGCACACCGAGCCCGGCUGGCCCCGUGUCCUCCGCACUCCUCGUCCCCGGUGCCAUCGAGCGCGCGCUCUCCGUGUCCCCGUUAGUGCCCCUGGCACAGAGUGUGCUGGGCCCUUUGAAGCUCAGCAUGUCUGGGUCUGGAGAGGUGGAAACGAGAAAGGAUUUGGGUGCCUCCUGUAAAGAGGAGAGAGAUUUGAAACAAAAAAGGCAGGAGAUUUCACAAGUAGGAGAAUGUCAAGAGAAAGCCAAACCCUCUAGCACAGAUGGUCUGACCACGAGGAGCGGCUCCUGUGCAGAGUCCUUACACCCAGCAAAGCCCUGGGAGGCAGUGGGUGCUGUAGGGGCCAAAAAGGAGGCAGCAUGUCCUGUGGUGGUGAAAAAAGAGGCACCUUUUUGCAGUGCUAAAGCAUCUGAGGGGUUGGCAGGUAGCUGCAAAAUCACUCCGUCGAAAGAGCUGUCUCAUGCUCUUGGACAAGCAGCUCUGAGGGCCUCUCCUCUGCCAGAUGGCAGCACGAGGCCCUGUAAAGAAGGGACUCUGGCACAAGCAAAAAGCAAAGAGGUUGGAAAUCAGUUAAAAAUACAAGACUUUCCCCUGUCACAUGAUGAUGCUGUAAAGAAAACAUAGCAGCAUCGCUGGUACUCAUGGACUGGAGCGUUCUACAUUCAAAAUAGAGACUGCAUGUUUGAAUUUUGUAAUAUACACUAAUAUAAAAUAGAACUUGUGUACAUCUAUUUUUGGGAGGGUUUUUUUCAUACUGUUUUUUGUGUUUUUUCAUCCUUGCUAUUCUAUUUUUGUACACAGUAGUGCUUGCUGUUUGAGGUCUCUUUAGAACAGGGUAUCUUUAAAGCAGGGCUUAAGAAACACUUUGGUUUUAUUUUUUUUUCCCUUUCACACCUUUUAUUUUGCCUGAGUUUAGGGCCUGAUGUGCUCUUCCCUCUAAUUCUGCAUUUAUUUGAGAUCCCAAAAAUUCUGUGUGCAAAAAAGGCAGCUUGUUUUUAAAUUUCUGCUUUUCAGCAUUCUUUUUGAAAUUCCAUUGAAAUUCACAAAUGUCAAGUUUUUGCUCCAGUUUUACAAUCUGAUGUCCCUUGACAAGAAUAAGAACCUACUCUCUUGUCUGCAAGUUAUUCUGAAACUACAGACCCUCUUUGGUGCAAGUAAAAUCUCUUUGUCACCAUGUUCACAGUCCUAUGUCCUUAGAGGAUGUGGAGACAAAGGACUUGGCUGGAGAGACUGGACAGAGAGAAAUCCCUGUCUUCUCUUUGAAACAAGUAAGAAUAUUUUUCAAUGGAAUUUUCGGAAAGAAAAAUCUCCAAUCCAUAAGCUGGCUUUUUUUGGGAUUGUUUUUACUUAUCUGUAUGGGACACAUGGCAAUUUUUCCCUCUGUUUUUAAAAUUUUAGUGAUGUUUUAUCUUCCUUUCUCUGGCUUCAGUUCAUAACUUGCCCUGCCUCCGAGUAAGUGACCCCAGGAAAGGGUUGCCUGUAGGUUGGUUUUAAAGUAGAAAAAUUUGUAGUUGCUUAUUCUCCAGUGUGUCUGGCAAAGUUAUCUCAAUGAAAAACAACCUUUGGGGACUUUUCCUUCUCUUGGUGAGUCUAAAAUAGGUAGGGAUUUUAAGGUGUCCCUUAACAUUUCUGAAUUGGGGUUUGGGAAACUUGCUGAGUUUUCUGAAUCUGCCCGUUGUAAAAACAAACCUAUGAAGAGUUCAGACUCCUCGAGUUCUGUGGUCAAGCUGCAAGCAGACUUCAAAACACAUGUGAUAUUUUCAGAUUUCAGCUUUGAUAGCUAGAUCAUUUCCACUGCUGAGGUCACUUUGCAUUAAAAACUUACUCUUUGCUCCUAGGUUUAGACAUCGCUUUACUUUAAGUGUGACCGACUCUGGGUGACAGUGCUCCUUGCUGAGGAUUAGACCAAUAAUAAUGCACCAGUAAAUGUGUUGAGUGGUGAUACCUGUAGCACUGUAAGCCAUUUCUUCAUACAAUUAAAGGUUCCUCUCAAUGAACACUCCCAUCAUUUGUCCCAGAUUGUGCUCAGCUUGUUAUCCUAGUCUUGUCUGAGUGGAUCUCCCUGCGGGUCACCCGUGAGGGAUAGUGCCCUGCUCACUGGCUUACUCUGUUAGAAGUAGAAUGACUGCAACAGUAUUCCAGGCUAAACCCCAUCUCUGUUGGUCUGAUUUCCUUACACUGCUGCUUCCUUCACUGUCUUGGCUUUCUCUGAACUUGAAGUUUUGAUUUGCUUCCCCUAAAUGCAGAUGUUUAUUAUAUAGGAAUAUAUCUUAUCCAUCUCUUUCAACCUGAUUUCAGUACAACCCACAACUCAAAAAAAUCUCUGGAAUCUAACCCUGUUUCUUUUUGUGUAGCAAUUGCUUCCCCCCCAUUAUAUACUUGAUUUUGGCUGCUUGGAUUUCAUUUCUGGACCAAGUUUUGGUUUGGUUUGAGGUUUUUUUUUUUUUUUUUUUUUGACAUGUUUAAAUGAGUGUUUACUCCGUGUGUCAGUGUGAACAUGUAUGGUGUUGCUACUACACUAACCAAAGCCUCAGCACUCCCAGGUAACACCCUAAUAAACCUAGCUGUGGUGGUAUUGAGAGCAGAGCCUGCUGUGCUGUCUCUCUGCUCUUUUUCCUGGAAUUCAUAGGCUGCUCGUUUACACUUGGUUUGCAAUUACAAACCACAGCAUUUCCACUGCCUUGUCAGGGUCCUGGGUGUCUCCAGCCUCUCCAAGUGCUCUUGGUGGUGAGCGUCAUUCAGUGCUGAUGUAGAGCAAUAGCAAGUAAGGAACAGACUUGGCAGGAUCUGGUACUUCUCUGGCUGGUUUUCUCCCUGAUGGGUUGAUCUACUGAAAACUUGUUGAGAAACAGCGCAGGAUAUUAUGGCAUGGACAGGAAGAGUGAAAAGUGGAUUUGGCAUCCUGAGUCCGUGGUAAUUACAAAGACAAGCUUCCUUGUCAGCUGAUCUCCUGAGAGCACCUGACCUUGGCGAGAUUGAAGUGUCUGUGUAAAUUAUGGAGUUGUGUGAGGACGUGGCUGUUCCCUGGGUGGAAGGUCCCCCUUUUCCUUCUGUGUUUAAAACACUUGAGGAGAAAACUGACCACUGCUCCUAGGAGGUGAGCACAGGGUGUGAGCCAGGCUGGGUAACCUGGUUCAUCCCCCACUGGCUGGACCCUGUGAUGGUACCAGCUGUGAGCUGCUGACUCCCUGCCUUUGCAGCCUGCACUUCCCAUGCUGAAUUGCAGAAUUAUCCUUUCCUAGGCAUAAAAAGAGGAGUGAAACCCCUUGCUAUGUCACAGCUUUUGCUGCUUUUGCCUGUGUUGGCCAAAGAAGAGGUGAGGUAUGUGUUUUGUUGCCUCUUUUGUAGCUACGGUACAGAGUGGUCAGUGCAAUUAAAAAUCCCUGGUUUUUUGGAAGCCAAAGCCAAACAACGUUGCCAGGAAAGCAUUUUAGUGAAGCCCUGUAUCCCCCGCUCUUGGUCAGUCCUGCAGUUUCCCUCUGUGUGCCAGGUGCCCCAUUAUCCCUGUUCUUCCUACUGUCAAAUUUACACGGCUUACUUCAGCAAAGAGUUUGAGCAAAAAGAUUUUUUCCAUUAAAUCUUGAUAUUAAGCCAGGUAGAUACACCAAGACCUACUCCUUGCUCUGCUACGAAUUCCUCAAAUACUUUCUCAAAUAAAAGCUUGCAAAAUGUGUUGGGAAGGAACAGGAUGUUGGAAAGGCUGUGUCUGAGGGGCAGACCCGUGGUACCCAAGGGAAGCCCCUUGGUGUCCGUGGGCAAUCCCGAGUCAGGCAGGCACAAGGUGGAAGUCAGGAGUGUGAGGUGUGUGUUUGGUGAAUGAGCCCUGCAUGUCACCAUCCAAAUAUGCUGCUUUCCUGCUUUGUUUCCCUCUUCCCUUCUGUCAGCUUGGGUGUGUCUCCUGCUCCUCAUCCAUGUUGGGAUGGCAGUGUCUUGAGCUGGUUCAGUCUCUGCAGCUCCUCUCUGCUCCUGCAUCCAGCUGGCACAUCCCUGCCCCAUGCCUCAGUGUUAUUUUUCCCUUUGUCUCUUACUGUUGCAAACUAAGAGAAAUGGAUGAUAUUUAUUGUAAAUAUUAGACUUUAGCAUUGUACUGGCCACUCCCAGGUCCGAAUGUUGGAGGCCUUUGGCUGCUGCUGUCCUAAAGAGCGCUUGUGGGGGAAGGGGUAGGAGUGACCUGUGGGUUUGUUUGCCACACUUGCAUUAAGGUGUGAUUUGGAGUAUUUUUUUUUUUAAUUUCUUUUUUCUUCCGAAGAGGGGAGGAUAAAGUCUUUCUCUGGUUUUCUCUUACUGGAUGUGAAGGAUAAUUCUGUACUUCUAGUAGAAGAUUUGACAGAAGUGUGUGUUUACGUUGUGUUUGAUUACCAUAUCCAGGUGGCUGUGAGAGCACCUCCUGCGCUGGGCUCUGCCAAGCUGUGUCACUCAGCACUUAGCUAGAUAAGAGAAAGUGUGGAAUUUCUGUGUUUUUAGAAACUUGAACAAUUGCCACAUAAUAGCGGUGCAAUAAUUUUUAUUCAUGUUGUACCUGCAUGUCGAUGUUCAAAUCCUCCUCCAAAAUAAAUAAUUUUUUUUUUUUACAUAAA